AUGCCAGAGGGAAAUUCUUCUUCAGGUAUCACUGAUGGUGAUAAUAAUGCGAUCACCCAGAAUCAUCCAUACCACUUUCACCUUUCGGAUUCACCUGGAAUGUCCCUUAUCAACACUGUAUUUGAUGGCAAAGGAUUUCCAGGAUGGAGGAGAUCAGUGUUGAUAGCCCUUUCUACAAAAAGAAAAUUGGGUUUUAUUAAUGGUACAUGUAAGGAACCAGAUCUAGCCUCAAAUUAUUACCCACAGUGUUUAGAAAGCAGAUUUGGAAAAUCAAAUGGAGCAAAACUAUAUCAUCUCCAGAAAGAACUGAGUGCUUUGGUACAAGGAAACUCAGAUAUAUCAGGAAAAGGAAAAAUCACUAAAUCUAUGCAAGAUCAAAGACUUAUCCAGUUCUUAAUGGGUUUGAGUGAUGUUUAUGCACAUGCUACGGGUUACGGACAGAUGCAGAUUCAAAGACCUGCUGGUUUCCUUCCUCAACCAUACCAACAGAAAUCUGGAAAUAUCCAGUUUAAGGGGAAGGGGAAGAGAGCAAAAUUCAAUCCUAAUGUGAGCUGCAGACACUGCUACAGGAUUGGACAUGUCAUAGAUGACUGUUUUAGAUUACAUGGUUUCCCAGAGGAUUUUGAAUUUAACAAAGGAAAGAAUUCUCAAAACUCAAUCAGAGGAAAUGCAGCACUGGGAUAUGAUGAGAUACAUGAUUAG
Molecule: messenger RNA, 702 nt
Organism: Lycium barbarum (goji berry)
Lineage: Eukaryota; Viridiplantae; Streptophyta; Magnoliopsida; Solanales; Solanaceae
Exons: 4
Coding region: 1-702 (233 amino acids)
Source: RefSeq, a predicted model, not a curated record